Rotaria sordida is the source of this 930-nucleotide messenger RNA. The record is from the annotation of a GenBank genome assembly. NCBI's taxonomy places the organism in Eukaryota, Metazoa, Rotifera, Eurotatoria, Philodinida, Philodinidae.
AUGGAUAAAUUUGAUACAUUUACAUCAAAACCUUCUACUACACAAGAAAAUGAUUUAUUUGGAUUUGAAAAUACUGAUGAAAUAACAAACAAUCAAAACGAUGAUUCUUCACCGGUUAUGGAAAAUAAUUCUAAUUUUCCAACAUCAUUUCCAUCGGAUAUUUCAUCAACACAUUCAUUCAAUGAUAACUUGAAUAAUAUUGAUUCAUCACAAACAUUAAAUCCAACCGAUGAUAGUUUGAAUAAUAUCGAUUCAUCAGAAACAUUAAAUUCAUCCAAUGAUACCUUGAAUAAUAUCGAUUCAUCACAAACAUUUAAUCCAUUCAAUAAUAAUUUGAAUAAUAUCGAUUCAUCAGAAACAUUUUAUCCAUUCAAUAAUAAUUUGAAUAAUAUCGAUUCAUCACAAACAAUAAAUCCAUUCAAUGAAAAUUUAUUUGAAAAUGAUGAACCAUUAUAUACAUUACCACCGACAGCAGAAGAUAUUCUUUCUGAUAAUUCAAUAGAUCAACAAUCAGAAGAUCAAUCUUCAUGGAAUAUGUUUUCAAAUGAAGUUGUAUUACCAAUACAAAUUUUGAAUAAAAAACGUGAAGAAGAAAUUGCUGCAAAAGAUGCAGAAGAAAAACGAAAAAUUGAUGAAUUACGACAACAAGCUAAAAAUGAUUUAGAACAUUGGUAUAAUGAACGAAAUAAACAAAUGGAACAAAAACGACAAACAAUGAAAACUGAAGAAAAUACUUUACGUCAAUAUGCAUUAGAAAAAAGUACUAAAGUAUCAUGUGAUUGGUCAAAAGUUAUAAAUUUACUUGAUUUUACUGAUGGAAAACAAUAUUCAAAAUCAAAACGAGAUUUAACACGUAUGAAAUCAUGUAUGUUUAAUGCUAAACGUAUAAGUGAUAGUAAAAAAUUAGAAAACGGUAAUGGAAAACAAUAA